Molecule: messenger RNA, 1364 nt
Organism: Numida meleagris (helmeted guineafowl)
Lineage: Eukaryota; Metazoa; Chordata; Aves; Galliformes; Numididae
Gene: OXLD1
Product: oxidoreductase like domain containing 1
Exons: 2
Coding region: 71-466 (131 amino acids)
Cellular component (GO): mitochondrion
Source: RefSeq, a predicted model, not a curated record
UACCAUUGGGUCAGAGAGCCGCCGCUCGGGCCGGGAUGGGGGCGGGCCGUUGCCAGGGCGCGGUGACGGGAUGUUGCUACGGGCGGCGCGGGGGGCGCGCGGCCUGGCGGGGAGGGGACGGGAGGAACAGCAGCGCAGAGCCCCCCACCCCAGCACCGUCUGUGGCCAUCAGAAGCAUUCGGACACCCCGGGAAGCGACUGCCAGACGGGAACCCCCCAGGGUGAGGGGGAAACCAUGCCGAGGGCUGAGUCCCCCUAUCCGCACCCCCCUGAGCUCCCGCCGCCCACCAACUGCUGCAUGAGCGGCUGCCACAACUGCGUCUGGAUCGAGUACGUGGAGCAGCUGCUGCGGCACUAUGGGGACGGCGGGGAGCGGGCACUGGCAGCUGUGGAGCAGCACAUUCAGGACGAGAGCAUUAAAGCAGUCCUGAAGCUGGAGAUCAGGCUGCGCAUGGGGACGGACUGAGCCCUAUCCACGCCCCGAAAACUGGCGAGGAACUUCCCGCUGUGCUCAGGGAGUGGGACGAGAGGAUUGGGACACAGUUUAUUUGUGGGGUUUUGGAUGUUGGCUUGUGAGGGCGGGAUUUAGUUACGGUGUUUGUUUGCAUCAGACUGGAGGGAUUCACCGAGCACUUGCACCCCAUGUGUAGCCCCAGUGUCGAUGAUGGAGGAGUGGUGUCACUGCUCGGUGCUUCUAUACCCAGGACUGAAAAUCCCUGCUAAGGGCAGGGUCCUUCCCACUGCUCCUGCCUCGUCCUUGCAGCAUGACAGCAGCCUGGUGACGGAGAUGGGCUGUGGUGUCACAGCGUCCUCCCCACGCUUUGCUAAGCCUCUUAGGGGCUUCUCUGUGGCUGUUGUCCGGAGGGGCUGGGGCUUUUCCCAGCCCCUUCCCAAUGCUGUAGGAUUUGCUGGGUGCAGGGGAGAGCGUGCAGCUGGAGCACGUGGGCCAUGCAAUGUCCCAUCAAGGGCAGCUCCUCGCAGUGCUGCUUCUUCCUCACUCAUCUCUGGCUUAAAACUCCUUAAACUUCACCUUGAGGCGUCACCUCACCAAAUCCUGCUCGACUGAGCACAGCCUCAGCCUGAUGACACACAGUGUCCCUGCAGAACCUUGCCCCAUCCUGCUGGGACAAGCUCAGCCGCUGCACUGGGUGCUACCGAGAGUGGCUCCUGAGUGGUAUUUGCUAACAAAGCUCAGUCUGGAAGUAUUAAUUAACAACAGGGCACUGGCUCUUGCUGUAGAAGAGGCCGGUUCCGCCGGCUUCGUAUGAAACACCUCUGGAUCCAUGUAAUCCUAUUUGCUGAAAUCUAACUAAUUGCCAUUAGUGGAAGGGGCUGAAGUUCAAUUAAAGUGUGCUGAGAUUAUA